Triplophysa dalaica is the source of this 1396-nucleotide messenger RNA. It is a transcript of the gene prelid1b, whose product is annotated as PRELI domain containing 1b. The record is from RefSeq and is a predicted model, not a curated record. Gene Ontology annotation, molecular function: phosphatidic acid transfer activity. The coding region runs from base 112 to 714 and encodes 200 amino acids. The transcript has 6 exons. Lineage: Eukaryota; Metazoa; Chordata; Actinopteri; Cypriniformes; Nemacheilidae. Gene Ontology annotation, biological process: phospholipid transport. Gene Ontology annotation, cellular component: mitochondrial intermembrane space.
GACUCGCGGGAGCGCGCACAGGCUCAAAGCGGAAAUGAAGCGGAUGUCACAGCAGCACAUGAUCUGCAGAUUCACAGUGUCUGUUUCUCCGGGUGUUUGUCUGGGGUUGUGAUGGGGAAAUAUUUCAUCAGCGAGACAGACAUCAAGACCUCGUGGGAAUUUGUGUUGACCGCAUUCUGGCAAAGAUACCCAAACCCUUACAGCACUCACGUUCUGACGGAGGAUGUGCUUUUCCGUGAGGUGACAUCAGAUAACUGCCUUCUCUCCCGCCGGCUGCUCACAAAGACCAAUCGGCUCCCUCGGUGGGCGGAGUGCAUCUUCCCAGCGAACCUAUCAAGUUCUGUUUACAUCAUAGAAGAUUCUGUCAUUGAUCUCGACAGCAGACGCUUCACCACACUGACCUGGAAUGUCAAUCAUGCUAAAUUAAUGCGUGUAGAGGAGCGCUGUGUGUUCUUCAGUGAUCAGAACAGACCUGUGUGGACUAGACUGACCAGAGAGGCUUGGAUCUCAUCAGGAGUGUUCGGACUCUCCAGACCCAUCCAGGAGUUUGGUUUGGCCAGAUUGAGAAGUAAUCAGAUGAAGGCUAUGAAGGGUUUAGAGCAUGCGCUAUCACAUCUACAGAAAACAUCAAGCUCACAUCAUGGGGACUCAACAGAGAAACCCAAAACCUGCAGUUCUGCCUCCACGUCCCAGAAACCUCAGCAAUAUGUUUGAUCAACAUACCAUUGAGUGUCUGUGAACACGUAAAAAAAACAUGUCCAGGUCACAUUUUGUUAAUACUCAUGACUGUUAUCCACAGAGAUUACAUUCUGAUUCAAGUAAUCAAUAAUAAUUUAAUUUGACUUCAAAUUCAAUUCAAAUCAUUUUAGUAUUUAUAGAUCAAGAAUGUAUUUGUUUGAUUUGUUUUACACGUCUUCUGUGAAUUGAAUCACUGUAUAUCAGUGUUUGUCCAUUAGAAAUAUAAUGUUUGAUGUAGUAAAGUGUAUUAGACUCUUUUUUUAUGUUCAUGAAAAUGUACAUUUACAUGUAAAGAAAAAAGAAAUUUUGUGACCCGGACAUGUUUUUACGAGAUUUACGCAUAAAACAAGCGAAUGAUUCCAGAAGAAUCCUGUGCUGUGAAUGUGUUUAAUAGCUGCUAAAGGUUAAGCUCAGGUAACAGAGCUUCAUGAAGUCUGAGAUGUUUUCUGUGCGUGUCAAUCAUCAGUCUGUUUGCUUUGCAUAGAACUAACACUCAUGACGCAGGACACCGCAUGAAAACGCAUGGAAUAAUGCAUCAGCAGGCAUGUAGAGAACUUCUGACAACCACAUGAUGUCAUGUAACAUAUUUAUAUUUAUUUGAAAAUGUAGCUUUAUUAAAAAAUAAACUCAGGGACACUUUAUAAAGGUUAAAAAUUGA